AUGAGGAUGUCGCAACCUUUCGCGAUUUGCUCCAUCUGCUCCCUGGCGGAUCCGUUAUCCAUGAGGUCGAUGGGUUGGCCCAGGGCGGUCCAUGAAAUCGAUGAGACGACCAGGAGAAGCGAUGAGGAUGUCGCAGCCUUUGACGAAUUGCUCCAUGUGCUCUUGAUGAGAUGGCCACCAAGGCCUUGGCACUCUCCUGCUACGGCGACUGGCCGAGUUCACUUGCCUUCUUCUCCUCAUAUUUGCUCGGGUGGUGCCGUUGCUAAUGUUGAUCUUGGGCUUGACGCGGAUGCUCAUGCGGAAGUCAAGCUCGAGAGUGGGAGUGGGCAGAGCGAGCGAGGCGGCAACAUCGUCAUCGUCGAAGUGGUGGAGAAGGUGUAUCUGACCUCUCCACCUGGGGUUGGGGUUGGGAACUGGGGCUGGGGCUGGGUCGUGGGACUCUUUCACAGAACCAUCCACCUCCUGAAUCGCAAAUCCACCAAUUCUGAGGCCAAGUUGGUGCAGGCGGGCAGCCAAGCUUCUGUGCUUCUCCUGGCCGAGGAGAAGUCGCCAACGCCGCCGGAGCCGCGGCGCUGGAACUCUCCCCGCCAAAUGGAGAAGAGCGCGACCACCACCACUGCCGCCAAGUCAAGAGGAUCAACAGUCAAAAUGGCAAACUACGUAGAACCGCAAACGACUACGGAUAAGAACGAGUCGGCUGUUCCCUCACCAGCAACUCCCUCAACCCAUCGCUCCCUCGGCCGACCACUCCCUCAACCAGCCCCAUUUGGUGAGGUCAGGUAUUACCAAGAUGAAUACGAGGAGGAGAAGACAAGUGAGCUUCAGAAGCCGAACUCAUCCAAAUCACAAGAUAACACCCGAGGUAGCGCACAGAGACCUCGAGUGCGGUCACCAAUUGCGCUCAGGGUGACCCCAUUGCCGGUCCCGACAACAAGGCCGAUCACGAGGCCAAAUCAAAAGGCGAGCCUUCUAUAUCGGCUGACAUCUGCCGCUUCAACUGCCAAACUAGCUGCCUCUUUGGCCUACGCUCGCACAACGGUUCCCGUUUACCUCACGAACAGCAACUUUGACUUUGAGAAGCUCAAAGCCCUGCGUAGGUUCAAGGCAGUUUGUGGGCCCCAUUCCAGAUGUGAAAGAUAUCAGCUUUCUCGAGACCUCGCAGCUAUCCGCCCUUCAUCGAGCGGUCUCCAAGGCAUUCAGAGUCAUGCUUGCGACUGGAGUCGCCAGAAGCGUCCAGCACGUAACCCGCUCGGCCGCCCCUCGCGGUCGCUGCUUAAACGAACCAUGCCUUGGAUCAGUUGCUCGGCAACAAUAUGA
Molecule: messenger RNA, 1317 nt
Organism: Neurospora tetrasperma FGSC 2508
Lineage: Eukaryota; Fungi; Ascomycota; Sordariomycetes; Sordariales; Sordariaceae
Exons: 4
Coding region: 1-1317 (438 amino acids)
Source: RefSeq, a predicted model, not a curated record